UUCAAAGACAGAAAUUAUGGUCUGAAGAAGUCCUGUUCCUCCAGUCCUGGUUUUGACACAGCAGGAGGGCCUUCGGACAGAAUGCUAACAUGGCGCCUCUGCUGCCCCCUGUUGGUGCAGAGGUCUUCAGACCAUUCACUGCAGCUUCGCUGGAGGAGAUUGAACGACGACACCAAGAAGAGGAGAAACAGCAACAGAGGAGGAAGGAAAAGAACAUAGAGCUGGCAGAGGAGGAUCUUCCAAAACCAGCUAGUGACUUGGAGGCUGGUAAACCCCUCCCAUUUAUCUAUGGGGACCCCCCACCUGAGCUCCUCAACACCCCAUUGGAGGAGCUGGAUCCCUUCUACCAAUCACAGAAGACAUUCAUCGUCCUGGGUAAAGGAAACGUCCUGUACCGGUUCAACGCAGAACCAGCCUGUUUCCUGCUCAGUCCAUUCAGCCCACUGCGAACAUUUGCCAUCAGGAUCCUCAUCCACUCAUUCUUCAGUUUCUUCAUCAUGGUGACCAUCCUGACAAACUGUGUCUUCAUGACCAUGAGUGAUCCUCCACCCUGGAGUAAAACAGUCGAAUAUGUGUUCACUGGCAUCUACACGUUUGAAGCCACGGUCAAAGUCCUGUCCAGAGGCUUCUGUCUGGGAGACUUCACUUUCCUCAGAGACCCAUGGAACUGGCUGGACUUCAUGGUCAUCAGCAUGGCAUAUCUGACAGAGUUUGUAGAUUUAGGGAAUGUUUCUGCUUUGAGGACGUUCCGAGUUCUUCGAGCCCUGAAGACCAUCACAGUUAUCCCUGGUUUGAAGACCAUCGUCGGAGCUCUAAUCCAGUCGGUGAAGAAACUGGGUGAUGUCAUGAUCCUGACGGUGUUUUGCCUCAGCGUCUUCGCACUGAUUGGAUUGCAGCUCUUCAUGGGAAAUUUGAGGCAAAAGUGUGUCCUGCUGCCAUCAUGGCUGCAAAACAUGACAUCCGAUGGUAACGCCAGCAGCAGUUACCAUGGCAACCACUCAUGGAACGGCUUUGACUAUCAAGAGCACAUCAAUAACCCUGAGAACCACUACUUCCUGCCUGGUCACAGAGAUCCUCUGUUGUGUGGGAACAGUUCUGAUGCUGGGGUGUGUCCUGAAGGGUACACAUGUCUGAAGGCCGGAGGAAACCCAAACUAUGGAUACACCAGCUACGACUCCUUCGGCUGGGCCUUCCUGGCCCUGUUCAGACUGAUGACACAGGACUUCUGGGAAAACCUCUUCCAACUGACUCUGCGUGCUGCAGGUAAAACCUACAUGAUCUUCUUCGUGGUCAUCAUCUUCCUGGGCUCCUUCUACCUCAUUAACCUCAUCCUGGCGGUGGUUGCCAUGGCGUAUGCUGAGCAGAAUGAGGCCACUAUUGCCGAGGCCAAACAGAAGGAGGAGGAGUACGCUCAGAUCCUGGAGGCGCUGAAGAAGAGAGAGGAGCAGCAGGCGGCCAAACAACUGUCUGAGACACAAGAGAAGAAGAAUUCACCUGGAGGGAUUCAGAGCCAGGACCAAGAAAAGACCACCAGGGAUGAGUUGGAGGAGGACCAGCGCCCAUGUCCUCCGUGUUGGUACAUCUUUGCCAACCUCUUCCUGAAGUGGGACUGCUGUGGGUGCUGGCUCUGGGUCAAGAACUGGCUCUACACCAUCAUCAUGGACCCGUUUGUGGACCUGGGCAUCACCAUCUGCAUCGUCCUCAACACCGUGUUCAUGGCUAUGGAGCAUUACCCGAUGACCGAACAGUUUGAGAACCUGCUGAGCAUCGGAAACCUGGUCUUCACAGGAAUCUUCACUGCGGAGAUGGUCUUCAAACUUCUAGCGAUGGACCCGUACCACUACUUUCAGGUGGGCUGGAACAUUUUUGACAGCAUCAUUGUCAGCAUGAGUCUGCUGGAACUGGGAUUGGCCAACGUCCAGGGGCUGUCGGUGCUCCGCUCCUUCCGAUUGAUGCGGGUCUUUAAACUGGCCAAGUCGUGGCCCACCCUCAACAUGUUGAUAAAGAUCAUUGGGAACUCGGUGGGGGCUUUGGGGAACCUGACUCUGGUCUUGGCCAUCAUCGUCUUCAUCUUCGCCGUGGUCGGCAUGCAGCUGUUUGGAAAGAACUACAAAGACUGCGUUUGUCGCAUCGCAGAUGACUGCGAACUUCCACGGUGGCACAUGAAUGACUUCUUCCACGCCUUCCUGAUCAUCUUCAGGGUUCUGUGCGGAGAGUGGAUUGAGACCAUGUGGGACUGCAUGGAGGUGGCGGGUCAGGCCAUGUGUCUGAUCGUCUUCAUGAUGGUCAUGGUCAUCGGAAACCUGGUGGUCCUGAACCUGUUCCUGGCUCUGCUGCUGAGCUCCUUCAGUGGUGAUAAUCUGUCAGCUUCAGAAGAAGAAGGAGAAAACAACCUGCAGAUUGCCAUUAACCGGAUGAGCUGGGCCAUGAACUGGGUCAAAGCACUGGUACUAAAACAGGUCUGGACUUUAGUGGGAAAGACCACAGCUGAGAAACCACAUGAGACUGAUGCUGGUGCAGACCAGCAGACAGAGCUCUUGGCUUUGACCUUUGUGACCCCAGACGAGCAGGUGCCACAGGCCAACGCCCUCCACCGUAACCCCGGCAACCAGACCAGCAACUACCACAGCAUCACGUCACUGAGGGUCCCACUGGCCCAGUCCGAGUCUGGAUCCGAGUCCGGGUCCGGGUUCGAGUCCGAGUCUGGAUCCGGGUCUGACUGUGAGGAGGCGGAAAACCAAGACAACAAAGAAGAGUGUGAUGCGUCGUCGGUCUGCAGUUCUGUACAGAAAGUUCCUGAAGUUCAGGAAGAAGAAGAAGACGAUGAAGAAGGAAACACACCUGAAGACUGUCUGACUGAAAAGUGCUACCAGCGCUGUCCCUUCCUGAACAUAGACUCGUCCCAGGGCAGAGGAAAGCUCUGGUCCAACUUCAGGAGAACAUGUUUCUCUGUCGUCGAACACAAUUAUUUUGAGACGUUCAUCAUCUUCAUGAUCCUGAUGAGCAGCGGAGCACUGGCCUUUGAGGAUAUUUACCUGGAGCAGCGGCGGGUCAUAAAAAUAGUUCUGGAGUACGCCGAUCAAGUGUUCACCUUUGUGUUCGUGGUGGAAAUGAUUCUCAAAUGGGUGGCGUAUGGAUUCCAGACCUACUUCACCAAUGCCUGGUGCUGGCUGGACUUCCUGAUUGUAGAUGUUUCUCUGGUUUCUCUGACUGCGAACAUCCUGGGAUACUCUGAACUGGGAGCCAUCAAGUCUCUGAGGACUCUGAGGGCCUUGAGACCCCUGAGGGCCCUGAGCCGCUUCGAGGGCAUGAGGGUGGUGGUCAACGCCCUGGUGGGGGCCAUCCCGUCCAUCUUCAACGUGCUGCUGGUGUGUCUGAUCUUCUGGCUGAUCUUUUCCAUCAUGGGGGUGAAUCUGUUCGCAGGGAAGUUUUAUUUCUGCUUCAAUGAGACGUCAGAGGAAAUGUUCCAACCUGAGGAAGUGGACAACCAAACCCAGUGUCUGUCCCUGAUCCAGCAGAACUACACUGAGGUGCGCUGGAAGAACGUCAAAGUCAACUUCGACAACGUGGGCAUGGGCUACUUAUCACUGCUGCAAGUGGCCACAUUUAAAGGAUGGAUGGACAUCAUGUACGCAGCGGUAGACUCCAGAGAGGUGCAGUCUCAGCCCAUGUAUGAGGAAAACCUGUACAUGUACCUGUACUUUGUGUGUUUCAUCAUCUUCGGCUCCUUCUUCACCCUCAACCUCUUCAUCGGAGUCAUCAUCGACAACUUCAACCAGCAGAAAGCCAAGUUAGGAGGAACAGAUAUUUUCAUGACAGAAGAGCAGAAGAAAUAUUAUAACGCCAUGAAGAAACUGGGCUCCAAGAAACCACAGAAACCUGUUCCACGACCAGAAAAUCCAUUUCAGGCUCUUGUGUUUGACCUGGUGACCAAACAGUUCUUUGACAUCUUCAUCAUGGUGCUGAUCUGCCUCAACAUGGUGACCAUGAUGGUGGAAACAGAUGAGCAGAGCGCCGAGAAGGAAACCAUCCUGUACUGGGUCAACCUGGCCUUCAUCGUUGUCUUCACCACUGAGUGCACACUCAAGGUCAUUGCGCUGCGACAGCACUACUUCGCAGUCGGAUGGAACAUCUUCGACUUUGUGGUGGUCAUCCUGUCCAUUGUAGGCCUCCUUCUGGCUGACAUCAUAGAGAAGUAUUUUGUGUCUCCGACCCUUUUCCGUGUGAUCCGCCUGGCUCGCAUUGGACGGAUUCUGCGUCUCAUUCGUGGCGCCAAAGGGAUUCGGACGCUGCUCUUUGCCCUGAUGAUGUCACUUCCUGCCCUCUUCAAUAUUGGACUCCUCCUCUUCCUCAUCAUGUUCAUCUUCUCCAUAUUUGGCAUGUCCAACUUCGCCUACGUGAAGAAAGAAGCCAUGAUCGAUGACAUGUUUAACUUCGAGGACUUCGGGAACAGUAUGAUCUGCCUGUUUAUGAUCACCACCUCUGCAGGAUGGGACGGGCUGCUCAACCCCAUCAUGAAUGUACCGCCAGACUGCGAUCCCGAUGUGGAGAACCCGGGAACGGCGGUCCGAGGGAACUGCGGAAGCCGGGUGGGCAUCGUGUUCUUCACCACCUACAUCAUCAUGUCGUUCUUGGUGGUGGUCAACAUGUACAUUGCCAUUAUCCUGGAAAACUUCAAUGUAGCCACAGAGGAAAGCAGCGACCCGCUGUGUGAGGACGAUUUUGAAAUGUUCUACGAAACCUGGGAGAAGUUUGACCCCGACGCCUCGCAGUUCAUACAGUACAGUAACUGUCAGAGUUUCUGCGACACGCUGCAGGAUCCUCUGAGGAUCCCUAAACCAAACACCUUCAAGCUGAUCCACAUGGAUCUGCCUCUGGUUCCUGGAGACCGGAUCCACUGCCUGGACAUCCUGCUGGGCCCUCACUGCUCCGGUUUUGGGUGAACGGGAGAGAUGGAUGCACUUAAAGCCAGCAUGGAGGAGAAGUUCAUGGCCAAUAACCCCUCCAAGGUGUCGUAUGAACCAAUCAGCAGCACCCUGCGGAGGAAACAGGAGGGAGGUGGCGGCCGGGUCAUCCAGAGGGCGUACAGGAAACACCUGCUGCAGCGAACCGUCAAACUGGCGUCCUACAAAUACCGGGAGAAGACAGACGGACGGCACCGGCAGACGCCUCCACCCGGAGACACUGAAGGACUGCUCUGCAAACGAAUCCAGUCAGCUGUAUGGAGGCGGAGCUUUACAGGAAGACCCGCCCCUGCUGCUGCUGAGCAGGUGGUUCAGAACGAUGUCAUCCUCCACGCUGCUCCGCCCAUCAGAACGUUCCACUUCCAGCAGGAUGAGAACCUGAGGGAGUCAAUGGUAGGAGGGGUACCUGUUGUGUCGCUGUCCAGUGCUGAAAUCCCUGAGAAGGCUCAGGAUAAAGAGGAACUGUCCAGUGCUGAAAUCACCCAUAAGGUCCAGGUUACCGAGGAGCUGUCCAGCGCUGAAAUCCCUGAUAAGGCUCAGGAUACUGAGGAACUGUCCAGUGCUGAAAUCACCCAUAAGGUCGAGGUACCAAGGAACUGUCCAGUGCUGAAAUGCCUGAUAAGGCUCAGAAUAAAGAGGAACUGUCCAGUGCUGAAAAACACUGAUCAGGCCAACAUUACCAAGGAACUGUCCAGUGCUGAAAUCACUUACUAG
This is a messenger RNA of Sphaeramia orbicularis (orbiculate cardinalfish), 5678 nucleotides long. RefSeq names its product sodium channel protein type 4 subunit alpha B-like. Gene Ontology annotation, biological process: membrane depolarization during action potential; neuronal action potential; sodium ion transmembrane transport. The record is from RefSeq and is a predicted model, not a curated record. Gene Ontology annotation, molecular function: voltage-gated sodium channel activity. Gene Ontology annotation, cellular component: voltage-gated sodium channel complex; plasma membrane. Lineage: Eukaryota; Metazoa; Chordata; Actinopteri; Kurtiformes; Apogonidae.